GAAUAAAAGGAAAGUCUGGAAAGCGCGACCAAACUAAACGAAUCCUACAAUUUCCGAACGUUCGAGAAACCAUCCGCGAGGUUUGGUGUUUUCGAUAUAUCGCAAGACGGUCCGCGCGAGCAGCUUCCUGCUCGCCCAACACGAGGGAUGAUGUCGUACGGCGCUAUUUCACAGUCGUAAGAUUGCAGGCUGCGUGAAAAAUACGUAAACGGAAAGCGCAAAAAACGAGGAAUUGUGCUUUAUCGGCAUUCUAAUCUUCAGUCGUACCAUCGGUUAUUAAUUGACCGCAACUAUUAAUUUUCGAUAUCAUGGCGAUGAACGUGCCGUACGAAGCGAUCGGCAAGGGUUUCGUCCAGCAAUAUUAUGCACUUUUCGACGACCCGGCACAGAGGCCGAACCUCAUAAACAUGUAUAAUACGGAGACAUCCUUCAUGACGUUCGAGGGUAUGCAGCUACAGGGCGCUAUCAAAAUUAUGGAAAAAUUAACUAGCUUAUCCUUUCAAAAAAUAAAUCGGAUGAUAACAGCGAUUGAUUCGCAACCCAUGUUUGAUGGCGGAGUUCUUAUUAAUGUAUUAGGAAGGUUGCAGGCAGACGAAGACCCACCACACGCCUUCUCACAAUGUUUCGUGCUGAAGCCGAUGGGAAAUUCAUACUAUUGUCAGCACGACAUCUUUCGCCUUGGCAUUCACGAUACUGCGUGAAUGGAGAAGAUUGGGCUGGUUUCCGCAACGAGUGUGUGUGUGACCAAGCAGGUUGCCGAACGACGGACACCCAACGGGGAUCGCAAAGUGAGCCACCUAAUCUCAUCGAUAAUCCUCUCAUCACAACCACAUACCCUAUUUCCAUUCUUUCUAGAUAAUAUCACAAGUUUUAUAUGAAGAAUAUCUUUUCGCUUAUAAUCUUGGCCACGCUAAAAAAAAAAAACAAAAACAAAAGAAGUUGAGAAACAUCCGUUAAGACACAGUUUAAGCAAUUACGUCGCUUUCCUCCGUACACACACACACGUACAUACAUAAAUACAUACAUAUAUCAUACAUACACGUACACAUACACAUAUAUGUGCAAUAUAUAUAUAUAUUAUAUAUAUUGUGAUAUGUGUGUGUGUAUGUGUAUACAUGUUAGUCUAAAAAAAAAGCAGAUCUACAUUUAUUAUACGUACUAGCACAACACACACACACAUAGAUGUCUCAUUAAUCGAGGGAGUUUGGUUUUUGUGACGACAGGUAAUAGAUUUGCAUUACUACGCUUCGAAAUGAAUUGUAACAUAUUUUACAUUUGAUGCUGUGUAUUUUUGUAAUACGAGAAUGUUGGCCAUUAAAUACAAGAAUAUGGAAUUAA
Messenger RNA from Linepithema humile (Argentine ant), 1338 nucleotides. It is a transcript of the gene Ntf-2, whose product is annotated as nuclear transport factor-2. NCBI's taxonomy places the organism in Eukaryota, Metazoa, Arthropoda, Insecta, Hymenoptera, Formicidae. The record is from RefSeq and is a predicted model, not a curated record. Gene Ontology annotation, cellular component: nuclear pore central transport channel. Gene Ontology annotation, biological process: protein import into nucleus. Gene Ontology annotation, molecular function: nuclear import signal receptor activity.